AUGGCACGGAAAUCCCAGACAGCACUGUUACCGCUGUUGAUGAUUCUGCUUGUUUCGGCGACCCUUGUAACGCGUACAAACACGGAAUCGCAGCCGUCCUUUUCGUCCUCCGCCGCCGCCUCGAUUUCCCGCCACGUGUCGCUGGGGUCCGUGAGCUACAGCCGGCAGCUGUACACGGUGUACAUGAAGGCGCUGCCGCCCGUGAUAAGCUAUCACGGCGGCGUGGACGGGCUACAGGCGACUGCUACAGCAGCUGCUACAGAGGAGGAGGAGGAGGAGGAGGAGGAGGGAGAGGAGGAGGCGGAGGAGGGAGAGGAGAGUGUAGAAUUGGGAAAUGAAAGAAGCAGACGAGGGGAGGCUGGUGAUUACGACUAUCGGGAUUACUACGGGGAUUACCGAGAUAGUGAUAGUAGCGAUGGUGUUAAUGAGAGAAGGGAUGGUUACAAGGAAGGGGGCGAUAGGACGGUUAGGGAUGCGAUAAAAGAUCGGAAGGGCGGUAGCUGGAAGGGAGGGAAGGGUGUCGAAGGAAUUUCGGCUAUGCAGAUUGACGAAAGACGGUUACAAGAGGAACCGUUACAGGAGGCAGUGUUAGGGGAGGGAACAGGAUUAGGAGAGGAAGGGUUACCAGCACCAGAUUCGCGAACAGAGGAUUCGCGAGGCAGCAGCGGGGGAAGCAGCGGGGGAAGCAGCAAGCCGAGGGAGAGAGCCAAAGCGCAUCGACCGGACCCGUCAUCCCCGCAUGUUAAGGCGUACGCGCAGCAUUUGAGAUCCACGCACGAGGAGACUUUAGCAGACGUCGGACUAAGCGGCUCGGACUUAGUCUAUAGCUACCACUACGUAGCUAACGCGUUCGCGGCGCGACUUACGUCAGAGCAGGUCCAGCUAUUAAAGCGGCAUCCUGGCGUGCACCGCGUUUCGCGAAUGCGAUCGCUUCGACCAAUGAUGACGCACGUCCCGGGAUACCUGCAGCUGCCCCGGACCACGUGGGCCGCGUUUGGCGGCGCGAGAUACGCUGGCGAUAACAUGGUGAUCGGAUUCGUCGACUCGGGGAUAUGGCCGCAGCACCCGUCUUUCUCGGGUCGCGGAUAUUCCGGGUCGCAACUUUUGACAGGUUGGCGCGGGGUUUGUAACGUAACGCGCGACUUCAACGGGUGUAACAAUAAGAUCGUCGGGGCGCGGUACUAUAUGGACGGGUUUCUACAAGAGUACGGCGCGGGCGCGUUGGCGAAGGGGGAGUACCGGUCGCCGCGCGACGCCAUGGGACACGGCACGUUCUGCGCGGGCGUCGCGGCAGGGAACGCGGGAGUGAAGGUCAACUACGCAACUCUCGGGUCGCUCAGCGGCGUGGCGCCUCGCGCGCGCAUCGCGGUGUACAAAGUUAUCUGGGGCGGCAUGAGCAGCCUUGCUGACGUCAUGGCUGCUGUGGAAGACGCGGUGAAGGACGGGGUUGAUGUGUUGUCGCUAGCGGUGGGCGGCACGGACGACAACUAUUUCAACUCCAUCUUUUUGUUACGCGCGGUUCAGGCGGGAGUGCUGGUGGUGGCGCCAGCAGGCAACAACGGGCCUCCCCCAACGCCCACCUAUUGGCGCACUCUCACGAAUGUCGCCCCCUAUAUACUCACAGUCGGAGCAAGCGCCACGGAUCGCGAGUGGAGCGCCACGCUCACCCUCGGCAACGGCACUGUCCUUUUCGGCCUCACCCAGACGGGCGGCGACGGCGUGCUCACCGCCAACCUCCCCCUCAUUGACUCCGAGGAGGCCCAUGCCAAAGGCGCUUCCCUUUGGGAGGCGCGGCAGUGCCGCCCGGGGAAGAUCGACGCCGAGAAAGUGGGCGGCGGGCUCGUCUUGUGUUUCAUCGGCGGGAUUAGUCCGGAGAGGAAAGCGCGGACGGUGCAGGACGCGGGGGCGAGAGGCAUGGUGCUUAUACCGAGGAACUCCAAUGAGAGCGUGCGCAGCGUGAGCGGGAAUUUCCCGGUGAUUUCCUUUGGGUACCCCAAGGGUGUGCUUAUACGAGAUUACAUCAUGAAGACAGCAAGUCCCACCGCUACUCUCUCCCAUCUCGUGUUGGAGCAGCCGAGAAAAGUCCGAUCGCCAAUAAUGGCGUAUUUCUCCUCCUCGGGACCGCCCUAUCGCCCAGGCUACCCUUAUCGUGCCCUUCCCACCAUUACCAACGACGUCUUAAAGCCCGAUUUAGUUGCUCCGGGACUUACUAUCCUCGCCGCGGCAGCCUACGGAAACUCCCCGGGGUUCUCGAUGCAAUCCGGGACGUCGGUUUCGGCGGCGUGUGUGGCUGGGAUCGCAGCGAUGGUGAUGCAGAAGCAUCCGGAUUGGACGCCGGCUGCAGUGAAAUCCGCACUAAUGACCACAGCGAGAGUGAAAGACGCAUGGGGACAGCCGAUACAAAUGUCCACGUGGGUCGACGCGAAUCCCUGGGUGUUCGGAUCUGGACACGUGGUUCCCUCGCGAGUUCUCAGCCCCGGAUUGGUCUACGACGUCGGAAUCGAGGGGUACAUAAAUUUCCUCGCGGGUCUUCGCUACGGGCUUACCAAGGGGAUUUUUCGGCCAAAACAGUUGGACCCAGUGAAGCCUUAUAUGCUCAACCAGCCGAAUAUCGUCGUCGCGCGGCUGAACAAGACUGUUCAGGUAACCAGGCGGGUUACCAAUGUGGCGUUACGCGCUGCGAAGUACACUUGCACGCUUGAAGUGCCGGAAGGUGCACAGGUAAAAGUGGUUCCUUCCCAGUUUACUAUAUAUCCAAACCAAAGUGUUUGGUACUCGGUGUGGAUAACCCCAACUGAAACUAGAGCGAGGUUCUUCUCUGGUAGCAUCACUUGGAGUGACGGGCUGCAUGUGGUUAGAUCGCAACUGGUAGUGCAGCCAAUGCUGGGCAUGGAUGUGUAA
Molecule: messenger RNA, 2901 nt
Organism: Closterium sp. Yama58-4
Lineage: Eukaryota; Viridiplantae; Streptophyta; Zygnematophyceae; Desmidiales; Closteriaceae
Source: the annotation of a GenBank genome assembly